UGUUACUUUUUUCAGAAAAAAAAUGCACCGGAUAGUGAGACUGGCAAAAAUAAGCUGUUGUAGAUCUAAGUCGAAUAUUAUGCCCCUGGAAAAUUUUAAGUUUGCCGAAAACGUUGCGCAUUUCCUGAUCCUUAACAGAAAUGAUGGUGGAAAAAGAUAUGUUAUUCUUCCUAUGAUACAGCCUUCAAGAUUAAAAACAAGUUUCAAAAAUGUUAACUGGCGUCCGGAAUUGGUUAAAGAAAAUCAGUUAGGUGUAAUAUCCAAGGAGAAACGAGCUUUUUACGAUUCCUUACCGAUACUGAAUUCAGAACAUAUAAGUGGUCCUAAAUACUAUUUCGAAGACGGAUUGAGAAAAGUUAACCCAUAUCUAGCUACCUACAGAUCUGUUGUAAAAUCUAGAUCCUUUCCUGGAGCUAACAUGCCUCUUAGUAAAUAUCUUACUACUCGUUUUACGAAUAAUUCUCCCAUACUGUUAGAGCUGGAGGUGAAAACUGGACAAAUAGCGGUCAACCUGGAGCUAGUUAGUAGGGAUUAUAUUGUCAGGGAAGGAGAUGUUAUCACCAGAACGGGACAUUUGCACGAGACGCCCAUUCUAGACAGGAGAUUGAGAAUAGUUCAUGAAGAUUCAAACUAUCUUGUUGUUGACAAGCCCUCGUCCUGGCCUGUACAUUCAUGUGGUACAUUCAGGCAAAUUUAUUGAUUUCUACAUGUUCAGGUUUUCAACAAAACAUUAUCAAUUAAUGCAUGUUUUUAUGAAUUGUUGUAUUCCGGACUGAACCAGAAAAGGGUGAACAGUCCCUUAGAUACAAUGUG
Eurytemora carolleeae is the source of this 813-nucleotide messenger RNA. RefSeq names its product RNA pseudouridylate synthase domain-containing protein 2. Gene Ontology annotation, molecular function: RNA binding; pseudouridine synthase activity. Lineage: Eukaryota; Metazoa; Arthropoda; Copepoda; Calanoida; Temoridae. The record is from RefSeq and is a predicted model, not a curated record. Gene Ontology annotation, biological process: pseudouridine synthesis. The transcript is spliced from 9 exons. The coding region runs from base 23 to 700 and encodes 225 amino acids.